AUGUCCGAUCUCGUCGCCAAGUUCGAAUCGCUUAUUAUUUCAAAGUACCCUGUUUCUUUCACCAAAGAACAAUCCGCUCAAGCUGCCCAAUGGGAAUCAGUUCUAAAAUCUGGUCAAGUCCAACCACACUUAGAUCAAUUGAAUUUGGUAUUAAGAGACAACACCUUCAUUGUCUCCACCUUGUACCCAACAUCAACCGACGUUCACGUCUUCGAAGUCGCCUUACCAUUGAUUAAGGAAUUAGUAGCAAGUUCCAAGGACGUCAAGUCAACCUAUACCCAAUACAGACACAUCAUAAGAUGGAUUGAUUAUUUGCAAAACUUGUUAGAAGUGUCCAGUGCUGACCAAUUGACCAUAAACCACGAUUUAGACUUGCCUCGUGAAGUCGUUGAGAAGAAGAAGAAGGCUCCAGCAGGCGGUGCAACCGAUGCAGCCGCCGCUGCCAAGGCCGGCGACGAUAAGAGUAAGAAGGAUAAGAAGCAAGAUCAACCAAAAGGUAAGCCAGAUGAAGAAACUUUAAAGAAAUUGAGAGAAGAGGCAAAGGCAAAGAAGGCCGCCAAGAAGGCCGCUAACGCUAAGCAGCAACAAGAACAACAAAACCAAGCCCCAGAAAAGCCAAAAGCAUCCGUCAUUGAUUUCCGUGUUGGUUUUAUUCAAAAAGCCAUCAAGCAUCCAGAUGCAGACUCAUUAUAUGUUUCUACCAUUGAUGUCGGUGAUGAAGAAGGCCCAAGAACUGUUUGUUCUGGUUUAGUCAAGCACUUUCCCUUGGAAGCGAUGCAAGAACGUUACGUCGUUGUUGUAUGCAACUUGAAGCCUGUUAACAUGAGAGGUAUCAAGUCCACGGCCAUGGUCUUGUGUGGUUCUAACGACGAUAAAGUCGAGUUUGUGGAACCACCAAAAGGUUCCAAGGCUGGUGACAAGGUAUUCUUUGAAGGAUUCGGUGAUGAAGCUCCAAUGAAACAGUUGAAUCCAAAGAAGAAAAUCUGGGAACAAUUACAACCUCAUUUCACCACCGAUAGCGGUCUGGAGGUUAUCUUUAAAGACGAAGAAGAAAAGGACCAUCCAGUAAGAAAGUUGACUAACGCCAAGGGCGAAUCAUUCAAGGUUGCCACUAUUGCUGAUGCUCAAGUCCGUUAA
Messenger RNA from Saccharomyces eubayanus, 1137 nucleotides. It is a transcript of the gene ARC1, whose product is annotated as Arc1p. The transcript has a single exon. Gene Ontology annotation, molecular function: tRNA binding. The record is from RefSeq and is a predicted model, not a curated record. Gene Ontology annotation, cellular component: methionyl glutamyl tRNA synthetase complex. NCBI's taxonomy places the organism in Eukaryota, Fungi, Ascomycota, Saccharomycetes, Saccharomycetales, Saccharomycetaceae. Bases 1 to 1137 code for a protein of 378 amino acids.